This is a messenger RNA of Helicoverpa armigera (cotton bollworm), 1177 nucleotides long. It is a transcript of the gene Polr1C, whose product is annotated as DNA-directed RNA polymerases I and III subunit RPAC1. Lineage: Eukaryota; Metazoa; Arthropoda; Insecta; Lepidoptera; Noctuidae. Gene Ontology annotation, molecular function: DNA binding; protein dimerization activity. The coding region runs from base 164 to 1162 and encodes 332 amino acids. The transcript is spliced from 6 exons. Gene Ontology annotation, biological process: DNA-templated transcription. Gene Ontology annotation, cellular component: RNA polymerase III complex; RNA polymerase I complex. The record is from RefSeq and is a predicted model, not a curated record.
UUGUUUUGAUAUGACUGUGAAUUAAAAUAAAUCAGGGAGAAUAUUUAAAAUAUUAAAGAUACAGUCUUCAGCUGUGCGCAUAUUCCUACCAAGGAUUUAGAUAACUUAAGCCCUAUCCGGGUUACAGGUUGAAAUAAACACUGGGUAAUUGAUAAUAACACAAAUGGCUCAGCUGAACGAGAAACCGCGUGUUAUUUUAGAAGAAUUUCGUGUUAAGAAUGCACCUAAUGAUUAUGGAAUGGCUGACGAAAAAUGGAAUUUCAAAAAAUUUGCAAAAAACUUUCGUAUUGUUAUCGUGCGGAUGGACAAUUUUGAAAUGGAAUUUGAUUUAAUUGGUAUACAGCCAGCAUUUGCAAAUGCAUUCAGGCGGCUGAUGUUGAGUGAAGUUCCAAGCAUGGCUAUUGAGAAAGUGAUGAUAAGGAACAAUACCUCGAUAAUACAGGACGAAGUUUUGGCACACAGAUUGGGAUUAAUUCCCUUGCGAGCAGAUCCUAGACUGUUUGAAUAUCGUCCAGAAGAUGCAACAGAUGGGACUGAGUUUAAUACUUUAGAGUUCACAUUAAAAGUGAAGUGCUCUUUGAAUAAAUCACAACCAAAAGACUCAUAUAGAGCAGAGGAUUUAUAUGAAAACCAUAGUGUAUAUUCAUCCCAUAUCAAAUGGCAGCCUAUUGGAAAUCAAGCUUCUGUUCAUAAAGAAACAGAUGUUGGUCCUGUGCAUGAAGACAUACUUGUAUCCAAGAUGAGGCCGGGACAUGAGAUGGACCUAACUCUGGUGGCAGUUAAGGGUAUUGGGAGAGACCAUGCAAAGUUUAGCCCAGUGGCUACAGCUUCAUACCGCCUAUUACCUGAAGUGACACUGACUCGGGAAGUACGCGGCAGUGAGGCUUCUUUGCUACAAAGUUGCUUUGCACCAGGAGUGAUUGGCUUGGAUUCAGAAGGGCGAGCUUAUGUACGAGACGCCAGAUACGACACAUGUAGCAGAAAUGUGUUCAGAUACGACGAAAUAAAAGAUGCAGUCAUACUAAGUAGAGUUCGAGACCAUUUUAUAUUUUCUGUGGAGUCUACUGGAGCCAUGCACCCUAGUGUGAUAUUUGUAGAAGCUGUUAAAGUGUUGCGAGACAAAUGUAAAUCAUUUUUGGAUGAAUUGAAUAAAUUUAAUUAAAAACUGUUCCUAGCA